AUGGCAGUGAUGAAUGGUCAGGAGUUUGCAGCAGGAGACAGAUGCAAUGGACAGCCUCCUAUACAUGCUAUUAUAGGGGAGUCAGAGUCCUCUGCCACAGUGAUUUUGUCCAGAACCACAGGACCUUUCAGAAUUCCAGUGAUAAGUCACUCAGCCACCUGUGAGUGUCUCAGUAAUAGGAGAGAUUACCCUUCAUUCUUCAGGACUAUUGCUAGUGAUUAUCACCAGAGCAGAGCACUUGCAUACAUAGUAAAACACUUUGGCUGGACUUGGGUUGGAGCUGUGAACAGUGACAAUGAUUAUGGAAACAAUGGAAUGGCCACAUUUCUGAAUACAGCGCAGGAGGAGGGAAUUUGUGUCGAGUACUCUGUGAAAUUUUAUAGAACAGAGCCUGAAAAACUCCUAAAAGUGGUAAACAUCAUAAAACAAAGCACCGCAAAAGUCAUUGUUGCAUUUCUUGCCAGUUUUGAGAUGAACAAUCUACUAGAACAGCUAUACAUUCAGAACAUUACAGGCAUCCAAAUGAUUGGUGUAGAGGCAUGGAUAACAGCAAAGGGUCUGAUCACACCAAAGAGUUUUCAAGGAGAUGGGAAUUCAUCUCAAUAUGUAGAAAUUUGCAGCAGGUAUCAGGAUCUGUUUGUGCUUAAAAAUAUCACCGAAGAUGUUCCUGAGCAAAGAUAUACAAGUAAUGUCUACAAAGCAGUGUAUGCUGUGGCUCAUGCAUUACACAAUCUACUGAAGUGCAAAGAACAAGAAGGUUGUGAGAAAGGCCUGACAAUACAACCACAGCAGGUGGUUGAGGCUUUAAAAAAAGUAAAUUUCACUGUAAAGUUUGGAGAUCAUGUGUGGUUUGACAGCUCUGGUGCUACAGUAGCCCAGUAUGAAGUUGUAAACUGGCAGAAGGACUCAGAUGGAUCGAUCCAGUUUAAAGCUGUGGGUUACUAUGAUGCCUCACUGCCCCCUGACCAGCGCUUUGUACUUAACACUGAAAACAUAAUCUGGGCUGGAGGACAGCUGAAGAAGCCCAGGUCUGUGUGCAGUGAGAGUUGUCCUCCAGGCACUAGGAAGGCUGCACAGAAAGGAAGACCUGUCUGCUGUUAUGACUGUAUUACAUGUGCAGAUGGAGAAAUCAGUAAUGAGACAGAUUCAAAUAACUGCCAGCAGUGUCCAGGGGAAUACUGGUCUAAUACUGAGAACACUGAAUGUGUGUUAAAGGCUGUAGAGUUUCUGUCAUUCACAGAAGUUAUGGGUAUAGUGUUAGUCUUUUUCUCUCUGUUUGGAGUAGGAUUAACUUUGGUCUUGGUUAUCCUGUUUUACAGUAAGAAGGACACUCCCAUAGUAAAAGCCAACAACUCAGAGCUGAGCUUCUUGUUGCUCUUCUCAUUGACUUUGUGUUUUCUCUGUUCACUUACUUUCAUUGGUCGCCCCACUAGGUGGUCCUGUAUGUUGCGUCACACAGCAUUUGGGAUCGCUUUUGUCCUCUGUAUCUCCUGUGUUCUGGGGAAAACAAUAGUGGUGUUAAUGGCAUUCAAGGCCACACUUCCAGGAAGUAAUGUCAUGAAAUGGUUUGGGCCUGCACAACAGAGACUCAGUGUUUUUACCUUUACACUCAUUCAAGUUCUUAUCUGUGUGCUUUGGCUAUCAAUAUCUCCUCCUUUCCCCUAUAAAAAUAUGAAAUAUUAUAAAGAAAAAAUCAUUUUUGAAUGCAGUCUGGGUUCUACUAUUGGUUUCUCUGCUGUGUUUGGUUAUAUUGGUCUUCUGGCUCUUUUGUGCUUCAUUCUGGCUUUUCUGGCUCGGACGCUGCCUGAUAACUUCAAUGAAACUAAAUUCAUCACAUUCAGUAUGCUCAUAUUCUGUGCUGUAUGGAUCACAUUUAUCCCAGCUUAUGUCAGCUCUCCUGGAAAAUUUACUGUAGCUGUGGAGAUAUUUGCUAUUUUAGCCUCAAGCUUUAGUUUACUAAUUUGCAUAUUUGCACCCAAAUGUUACAUCAUCCUGUUUAAGCCCAAACAAAAUACUAAGCAGCAUUUGAUGAGAAAAAACACAAACUAA
Molecule: messenger RNA, 2049 nt
Organism: Paramisgurnus dabryanus
Lineage: Eukaryota; Metazoa; Chordata; Actinopteri; Cypriniformes; Cobitidae
Source: RefSeq, a predicted model, not a curated record